AUCAACAGCGCCAAUGCGCGUGAAAGAUGCGCGUUAUACAUGAUAGAAAAACACGAACUGCGAACGCAAUGUGUUGAUGAAAACAGAACCUCACUUUUUUACACGUGUGGAUCUAAAAGUUCCGGAUAAAAUAUGGAUCUGGAAGCACUAGCUAAUACAGAAAGCAAUAUAAACUUUAUUCCUUGUUUAAAAUGGGUGAAACGAGGCGUCGCAAAGGCGAAUCCAGAAAAAGUACAGCUGACAAAAGAAGAACUUGUUCAAAUAAUAAAUGAUACUAAAUCCAAAUUACAGCUUGCUGAUCAAGAAGGUGAAUCUUCAACCAGGAAUCAGGAAACAUCAGAUAAUAUUGAUGAGGAAUUUAGUUUAGAUAAAUAUGAUGAAGAAGAUGAAAACACAGGGCUUCAGCAGUUGGGCAUUCAUAACAUUGCUGAGAUGCCAGCAUCAGCUGAAGAGAAUUUUGAUGAUGAAGAUGAUGAUUCAGAAAAGGAUGAUGACAUUAUCAAGCCUAGUGAUAAUUUACUUUUAGUUGGAAGAGUCAACGGUGAUGCAAGCAUAUUGGAAGUUUACAUUCAUAAUGAGGAAGAAGGAUCAUUGUAUUGUCAUCAUGAUCUAUUUCUGCCAGCAUUUCCUCUUUGUAUUGAAUGGAUGGACUUUGAACCAGGCCAACCACAAGGCAACUACUGUGCCAUUGGAUCAAUGUCUCCAGUAAUUGACAUUUGGGAUCUGGAUAUUAUCAACUGUUUAGAACCUGCAUAUACCUUGGGUAAAAAAGGUAAUAAAAAGAAAAAAAUUAAACCAGUUGGACAUAAAGAUGCUGUACUUGACAUCUCUUGGAAUCCAAACUUUCAUCAUGUCUUGGCUAGUGGUUCUGUAGACCAAACAAUACUCUUAUGGGAUAUUGAAGCAGGCAAUCCAUCCAAUAAACUGACAGCAUUUGAGGAAAAAGUGCAGUGUGUCAAAUGGCACAAAUUAGAAGGACAUGUUUUGUUAGCAGGCUCUUGUGACAAGACAGCCAAAGUAUUUGAUUGCAGGUCAACAGAAAACAAGAGUUGGGAUUUGACAGGGGAAGCUGAACGAGUUGUGUGGAGCACUACCGAACCAUACAUAUUUUAUGUGGGCACAAAUACGGGAGGAUUGCAUUGUUUUGAUUGCCGCAAAGGUGAAAUAUGGAUGCAGAAAGCAUACGAACAGGAUAUUACUGGGCUUUCAUUCAGUAGUCAAUGUCCUGGUUUAUUAUUAACCACAUCAAGCGAUGGCGUUAUGAAAGUAUGGGACGCCAAUGGACAAUCUAAAUAUGGAGCACAAAUGGUAUAUGAAAAGGAUUUGAAAAUGGGUGUUUUGCAUUGUAUUGAAAUGUGUCCAGAUUCACCAUUUUUCUUUGCUGCUGGCGGCGAUAACAAGAGUAACAAUUUAACGGUAGCAGAUUUACUUUUAAAUGACCCAGUUAAACAUUAUUUUGGACCCAGGCCUCUAAUAGAAACUGCAGUCGCAAGUGGUGAACCGACAACGUCAAAUACCGAAAUGGAAGUUACACAGGAAUAAUUUAAGAAUUGUUAUCUUAUUGGUAUUUUGUGAAAGAGAGAUAAUAUAAAGCCUAUCUGAUUCAGUAA
This is a messenger RNA of Dalotia coriaria, 1610 nucleotides long. It is a transcript of the gene nclb, whose product is annotated as no child left behind. NCBI's taxonomy places the organism in Eukaryota, Metazoa, Arthropoda, Insecta, Coleoptera, Staphylinidae. Gene Ontology annotation, molecular function: protein binding. The record is from RefSeq and is a predicted model, not a curated record. Gene Ontology annotation, biological process: rRNA processing. Gene Ontology annotation, cellular component: nucleus. The coding region runs from base 133 to 1542 and encodes 469 amino acids. The transcript has 5 exons.